This is a messenger RNA of Racocetra persica, 744 nucleotides long. The record is from the annotation of a GenBank genome assembly. NCBI's taxonomy places the organism in Eukaryota, Fungi, Glomeromycota, Glomeromycetes, Diversisporales, Gigasporaceae.
GAGUCCAAAUUCUCGAAUCAGACAAUGAAUAUCGAUUAUGCCUUCGCAUUCAAUCAUUUUGUAAAAAAGCUUUACCCGAAUGCUGGUAAUUUUGAAGAGUUUAAUGCGCAACCGAAUAAGGACAACCGCAUCCAAUAUUCUUUGAAUCUCACGAGCGAGAGUUUUUUGAAUUCUGAAUACGACAUCUACAAGAAUUUAAAGAUAAAUAUGAAAUAUAAAAACAUCAACAUCUUAUUCAUCCUGGUUAAGAAUCAUGAGCAUGUAUCUCAUAUGGAGCUUUUGACGGAUGUUACCAUCACCAUUGAUCCGAUCAAUGAUUUAUCAUUUAGAUACCAAACGGAUAAGAUUCAAGAAUUUACAACCAUCCUUCAAAGAUAUAAUUCACAAAAUAUUUUUCUCAAUGUCUGUGAAAAGGAUGGCGUUGUUACCAUUUACAACAAAGAAUCUUUAAAUUUUUAUCGUAAGCAACAUCUUGAUCAACAUAAGAAUGUCAAGGUCCAAAAGAGGAAGGUUGAUAUCAGGAAAUAUCAAAUCAAGCUAACACAGAAGAAAAUCAAAAAAUUAAUGUUUAAAUAUCUGAAAAAAGCCAUUACUGCGAGUGCCAAUUCAAAAAAUUUCUUCAACGAUACAUUCAGAAAGAUGAAAGAUGAUAAAACUGAAAAUUAUAUUGAUCAAUUAAAAUAUUUUCACGGGAAUAUGAUUUUCAACGACGAAACACGUAAAAUGAUCACAGAAACUGUUUAG